Messenger RNA from Pyrenophora tritici-repentis Pt-1C-BFP, 888 nucleotides. Lineage: Eukaryota; Fungi; Ascomycota; Dothideomycetes; Pleosporales; Pleosporaceae. The record is from RefSeq and is a predicted model, not a curated record.
AUGGCCACGCAAGCGCACUGCGCAUACUGCUUCGAAAGCCUCGUCGCAAGCCUGGAAAAGCGACCCGCUCUCUCCCUCGCUCAGGUUCAAAAGCUGUGGGCAAAAUACACAUCCGAACCUACCACGACUUCUGAACUCGAAGAUGAAACCGAACAAGAAGAAGCCGACCGCAGAGCCGCAGAGGCAUCACCAUACAAACCAGCCGCUGUAUCGCGUAUCCUAGGCUCGCCCCCCUCGUCAGCCAGCUCCUCGAGCAUACAGAGCGCAAGCUCCACGCCCAGCGGAGGCGCAAGCUCAACACCGAGUAGCCUGACAAGCCAGAGCUCCACGAACCUAGCUUCCGACGACGACGAUGACAACGACGACUGUACAGAAGAACACCCCCUCUUCGUAACCUGGAACACCGUAUCGUCCAAAUCCGGGGAAAAGAGACUACGCGGCUGCAUCGGCACCUUUGAAGCCCAACCCCUCACCACAGGCCUCUCCUCCUACGCCCUCACCUCGGCCUUUGACGACACGCGUUUUGCGCCCAUUACCGCGCGCGAGCUGCCCACGCUCGAAGUCGCAGUCACGCUGCUCACAAACUUUGAGAGCGUCGAGGAUCCCAUGGAUUGGGAGAUUGGGACUCAUGGCCUGAGGAUCUCGUUUACCGACAAGGGGAGACGGUAUGGCAGCACGUAUUUGCCGGAUGUGGCGCUGGAGCAGGGGUGGACUAAGGAAGAGGCGCUGGUUAGUUUGAUGAGGAAGGCUGGGUGGGGGGGCAGGAAGGCGGAUUGGGAAAAGGUUGGGGUCAAGGUGGUGAGGUAUCAGGGGAAGAAGGUGGCGUUGAGUUGGGGUGAGUGGAGGAGCUGGAGGGAUUGGGUUGACGAGGAGAUGGCGGAUGUGUGA